AUGUCUUCAAUUAGCCAAUAUGAAUUAUUAAAACAACAUGGAACAUUUCACGAUCGUCUUAAAUAUGUUUUAUCAUUAGAAGAUAAAAAUGAAAUAGAAAACUAUUUAAGACAAUCAUUAGCAUCAUCAUAUGAUGAUUUACAAAUGUUUGUAUUUUUAUCAACAUCAACUAAAAAUCAAAAGAAUUUAUUAGAAAUCAUUAAAAUCGAUUCACUACCAAUAAAACAACGAACAAUUGCUGCACAAAACUGGAUUCAACUUGAAAAAGAUGAAAAAGAAAUUUUUGAUUUUAUUAUCGAAAAUCUUAAUGACAAAAAUAUGCCUCGAUAUUUUAAAUAUCGAGUUUUACAAGAUUUACAUCGGCAUAAAUAUUUAAAGAAAUCUUCAACAUUCUUUUAUGAUCUUGCUUCUCAUUUAACUGAAACAUAUCAUCAUUCACAAUAUAAUAUCGAUGCACAUUUAUUACCAUUUUGUACAAAAGAUCAAGUAUUUGAUCUAUUAUCACGAUGGUCAUUAAAACGUAUUGAACAAAUUAGUUGUACAUCUGCAUUAGUUCGUUAUCAACCUCGUGUUAUUAUUGAUUUAAUUAGAAAUGAUUUAAAAGCUAAAAAAUCAAAUCAUAAAAAACUUGCAACUUAUUUUCGAGAUAACGAUAAAUUAUUUGAAGCUAUUGCUAAAAAAUACCCGAAAGAAUUAGUUGUUUUAACAAUUGAAUAUUUAAAUCAGUUAGAAAAACAUGAACGAUUUUUACCAUCUAUAAUUGAAUCAAAAAAACAGUAUUUUUUUAAAAAAGCACCUAAUGAAAUGAUUGAACUAAUUACAAUUGUUGCUUCAAAUCAACCAGGUGUAAUUAAAUAUCAGUCAAUUUGGUCUAAUGAUGAACAUGAACUUGGAUCAUUUUCACUUCCUCGUUCAUUUUCAAUUAAAAGUUAUGUUGAAUUAUUUUCUGUUUUAUAUGAUAAAUGUCAAUGGUCAUCAUGUGAUAUAAGUCGCAUUCUUCAAUGUAUGUUUAAUAAUGACAAAGCAAGAUCUAAUCUUAAUAAUAUUAAUAAAGAACGAAAAUGGUUUAUUGAUAUUGUUAUUAAUAAAUUUAUUGGAAAAGAUAUAUUUAUAGAACGAUUAAAAAAAGAAGGAGAUGAAUCUAUAUUAAAAUUAUUGGAGUCAUAUCCAGAAUUAACAACUCCGCUUUCAGUUCAUUUAAUAUCACAAUUAGAGAAAAAAGGCAUUGUUGAAGCUGGAGAACGUUUAUCAUUCAUUCGGCAUCAAAUAAUGACACAAGAAGUAUUUGAUGAGUUUUUAUCAUUAUUUAAACAAACAAGUUCUGAUGUUAAUCAACGAUAUGAGAAUUAUCCAUUAUUUUUUAAAUGUGCCGUUUCAACAAAUGCAGAAUCUGUUAACAAAGUUCUUCUAUGGAUUGAAAAAAGACUGACUAACGAAGCCCUUUAUAUUAUUGAAGAAUUUUUAAGAAAACUAAAAUCAGCUAAUGAUAUAUUUCAAUUAGAAAUCUUACCAAAUAAUUUUGAAUCAAUUGAAAGUAUUAUUGAUAUGGCAUUAAAUCAUUUAGAUCGAUCAGAUAGUACUUUUGAAAUAAUUAUGGAAUAUGGACAAUUAUUACUUCAACGAGCUGAACAUUAUCAAAAUAAAACACGAAGAAAACGAAUUCUAGGAUUCGCUACAUCAAUUCUUAAAAAAUGUUAUUCGUAUCCAGAUAGUCUUACAAUUAAUGGUUCAUCAAUAUCAGAAUUAUAUCCUAAAACUCGUAAUAUAAUUGCAGAUAUUCUUGUCGCAGACGUAUAUCCACAACUAGUUUCAAAAUGUAUGUUAACUGAAUUAAAUACAUCAUUAAGAACAUGUUUAGACAAAGCAUGGCGUUUACCACAAAUCGACAUAUUCAUUAAUAGAUUUUUUACUAAAACUCUACCUUCAUCAUCAACACUUCAAUCAGUCUUUCCAUUUGGUCUAAAGUCAACGUUAGUUUCAUAUUAUAUUAAAAAUCGCGCAACUCGAUUUGAACGUGUUAAUUAUUUAAUUAAUAAACUGGAUAAAUUAUUUUUUCUUAACCCAGAUGUACAAAAAAUUGCUGUUCGCUCACAACAACAUCGGCAAUUCAUAGAUCAAUUAAUUCAAGAUGAUAAAUGUGUAACAGCUGUAAAAAUAUUAAAAACACAACUGAAACAAGGACUAAAUUUAAAACUUAUACCAAAAAAAUUGAAAUUACCUGGUUUACAUCAUGAUACUUUGUGGAGUCUCUCUUAUUUACUAACUGGAAAACAGCAAGAACAUAUUAUAAAAAUUAUUCUAGAUGAUUAUUUUCAAGAUAAAGAAAUUGGUAAUUACGAGAAAUUAGCAUCAUUUCGUAUUCUUCGUCGUCUAACGCAUACAUACGAUAUAACUCUUGAAUGGUUCAAUCAAAAACAAGAUUCAGCAUUAUCAAUUUGCAAUUCAACAGUGACGAAGACUUAUCGUAAUCGUGGCGCUGCUGCUAAACCACUUGAUGAUAUUAUCAUAUGUCUACCAUCUACAUUUGAUUUAACUCCGCAACUAUUACUUCAACAUUUUGAUUUACUAUUAAAAAAAUUAAAUGCAUCAAAUGCUAAAUAUAUUAGUGAUGCUAUAUUAAGUAUUUCACGAAGAAUACCGGAUGAAAUAUUUCUAGAAAAGUACCUUGAUUUUAUACAAAAUGAACAAUUUCAAAAACUUGGUACCACAGCAAAUAAAGAACUUCUUCGUUUAUUAGUUGAAUUUGUAUCAAAUACAAAUUUAGUUAAACUAAUUAUAAAACCAAUAUGGAAUAAUCAUCCACAUCAAGAUGUUCGUGUAUGUCUUAUUUUAAGUUUAUUUCAUUUUCUUGGUAAAACAUGUUCAGAUGAAGAUGAAAAUAUUAUUUGGGAAAUUCUUGAAGAAGCAGCAAAAGAUGAAUAUCUUCCUGUUGUACAAAAAUUAUUUAUUAAUCCUCUAGAAAAAUCUCGUUGUCAAUUAUCAAAACUAAAAAUUUCAUCGGAAGAAACUUUUGAAAGAUUUGUUAAAAAAAUUCAAUUUAAAGUAUUGAGCCAUCCAACAUCAUUAGAAGCACGUUUAUUGGCAUGGUCAAAUAUUGAUUAUGAAUAUUGUGAUAAAAAUAAGUUAAUUGAAAAAGGUCAAGAAGAAUGUGCUCAAUUUGAUAUAGAGGGAAAUACUUUAUGGGAAAAAGCUUUUGAAAAAAUUAUCUCAAUUUAUAAACAAGAAAAAACAUGUUCAUUUGAUAUUAUUAUUGAUAUUAUCAAAAAAAUCAUGUCGCGCCGAGAAGAAAUUGAUUUGAAUGAAAAUGAUGCUCAACAUGAUUUACCAGUUUAUCAUCGUAUUGAACAUGUUUUAGCAAUUCUUAAUUCUCAUAUGACAACAUUUAAUAAGGAGAAAAAAAUUACUUUUCGUUCAAUAACAUCAAUUGUUCUUCAAUUUGAUAAAACAUUAGCUUAUAAUUUGGCAAUAAUAUUAAUUAGAAUAGCUGAAAGUAAAGAAGAUCUUGAAGAUAUAUUAAAAAAUUUAGAAGAAAAUUUACCGAAAGAUUAUUUUGAAAGAAUAUUAAUAGAAUUAUCAGAUUUUAUUACUAUUCGUCAUUCUUGUUCUUUUAUUGAUGAAUUAAAUGCUAAUGAAAAACUUGAAUUAGCUCAAUGGUUUAUCAAAGAAAAAAAGCGAAUAUUAUUUGUUUUUAAAUUUCUUCUAAAUCUAGUUUUUCAUGAAUUAAAUGUCGAUCGAGAAGAAUGUAAAAUUCUUCUCCGACAAAUGCGACAAAGUGAUAAUUUAUUUAUACGACGAGAAGCUAUGAAUUAUACUGUACCAUGGACAGAAGAUGGUAGUCUUAUUAAUAGAUAUGGUUAUUCUGGACGGGGAUGUUAUCGUGGAUCUUGGCAUUAUUAA
This is a messenger RNA of Adineta steineri, 3897 nucleotides long. The record is from the annotation of a GenBank genome assembly. Lineage: Eukaryota; Metazoa; Rotifera; Eurotatoria; Adinetida; Adinetidae.